AUGGAUUAUCUUUGGUUCAAGUCUCGGUACUUUGCAAGAGGUAAAACCCUUCGUUAUGUGGUCACGUUCUGUUCGUGUACCGGUUUUUUGCUUUUAGGAUAUGACCAGGGAGUCAUGGGGUCAAUUAUUGGCGACCCAGUGUUUCUCAAACAGUUUGGGUAUCCCGAUGCUACCACCCAGGGUUUACUCACGUCAGUGUAUGACUUGGGGUGUGUGCUUGGCUCGAUCGUGGCGUUCUUUGUGGGAGAAAAACUUGGGAGAAGAGCCAUGAUGUUGUUUGGGGCCUUCAUCAUGAUGGUGGGGACGGUGCUACUUGGCAGCUCCUACACCCGUGCCCAGUGGUACGUAGGGCGGAUGGUCACCGGUAUCGGCAAUGGGUUUAACUCGUCCACCAUUCCCGUCUACCAGUCUGAAUGUGCUACUGGAAACAACAGAGGAAGGCUAUUGACAUGGCAGGCAAUUGUGACGAUUUUGGGAGUGGUGAUCGCCUACUGGAUCGGGUUUGGAUGUUCAUACACAAACUCGUCCCUCCAAUGGCGAUUCCCCAUCUCUUUCCAGGGAAUUUUUGCCAUUGCCUUGUUCUUUGAAACCUGGUUUUUGCCUGAAAGUCCCCGGUGGUUGGUGCAGCAGGGCCGGUCAGAGGAGGCAGCCGAAGUGUUGGCAGCCUUGGACAGUGACACUUCCACCAUCACCACCGAGAGGGUGAUCCGGCAGAGAAUCGAGAUCGAGACGGCAGUGGAGAUGGAGUCACGUGGAGGACCUUUCAAGGUGUCUGAGUUGUUCAGUGGUGGAGAGCUUCAAAACUACAGACGAUUGUUGAUCUCAUUGUUCCUUAUGUUUGCACAGCAGUUUGGAGGCUCGAACUUCAUCAACUAUUAUGCUCCCACAAUCUUCACGUCGGCCAUGAAUAUGGACCGGGUGACAUCGUUGAUUUUGGCGGGCUGCACGGAGAUCGUCUACCUUGGGGGGUCGUUUAUUCCUCUUUGGCUCAUCGAUAAUCCCAAAUUGGGUCGCAGAAACCUUCUUAUGAUUUCAGGCUCGGGGCUUUCUUUCUGCUUUAUCAUGGUGUCAAUAUUGCUUUCCAUCGGUGGGUAUGGAUGUUCCGUAGGGGCAACGUUCUUUGUGUUUUUGUACCAGCUCUUCACCGGAGUAGGGUGGCUUCCAGUGCCCUGGUUUAUGGCAGCCGAAAUCAACAUCACCAGAUUGAGGUCACGGGUACAGGCGGUGGCUUCGGCCUUUAACUGGCUCUGUGUAUUUGCGGUGGUGCAGAUCACCCCCAUAGCUAUCGACAAUAUUGGGUGGAAGACCUUUAUCAUCUUUGCCAUUCUUUGUGCUGCAUGGGUUCCAAUUGUGUUUGUGUUCAUUCCCGAAACGGCUGGGUUGGAGUUGGAGGAUAUUGACUAUAUAUUCAAGAGAACUGGGUUUACCAGAGGGGUGUGGGAGACUAGAGGAAGAACUGUGCAGCACGAUGCACAUGCCAGGGCCAUCCACCUUCUUCCUGAGGAUGACGAGAAGGAUAUUAGUAUCGUCGAGGUGGAUGACAAUGGUAGCGUUGAGGCUGUAUAG
This is a messenger RNA of Yamadazyma tenuis ATCC 10573, 1566 nucleotides long. Its product is annotated as sugar porter family MFS transporter. Gene Ontology annotation, biological process: carbohydrate transport; transmembrane transport. Gene Ontology annotation, molecular function: carbohydrate:proton symporter activity. NCBI's taxonomy places the organism in Eukaryota, Fungi, Ascomycota, Pichiomycetes, Serinales, Debaryomycetaceae. The record is from RefSeq and is a predicted model, not a curated record. Gene Ontology annotation, cellular component: membrane.